GAAACUCCUGCAGAAGGGACUGUGAGGCUGGGAUUUGUGCUGGGAUCCAGAUGUUCUCAAACAACGAUGAGGCCGUGAUCAACAAAAAACUGCCCAAGGAGCUGCUGCUGAGAAUUUUCUCCUUCCUGGAUGUGGUCACUCUGUGUCGCUGUGCUCAAGUUUCCAGGGCAUGGAAUGUUCUGGCCCUGGAUGGCAGUAACUGGCAGCGAAUUGACCUGUUUGAUUUCCAGAGGGACAUUGAGGGCCGGGUGGUCGAGAACAUUUCCAAGAGAUGUGGGGGAUUCCUGCGGAAGCUGAGCCUGAGGGGCUGCCUGGGAGUGGGGGACAACGCCUUAAGGACCUUUGCCCAGAACUGCAGGAACAUCGAGGUGCUGAACCUCAAUGGCUGCACCAAGAUCACGGACGCCACCUGCACGAGCCUCAGCAAGUUCUGCUCCAAACUCAGGCACCUGGACUUGGCCUCCUGCACCUCCAUAACCAACCUGUCCCUGAAAGCACUGAGCGAGGGAUGCCCGCUGCUGGAACAGCUCAUCAUCUCCUGGUGCGACCAAGUGACCAAGGAUGGGAUCCAGGCCCUGGUCAGGGGCUGUGGGGGGCUCAAAGCCCUGUCCCUGAAGGGCUGCACCCAGCUCGAGGAUGAGGCCCUGAAGUACAUUGGAGCACAUUGUCCCGAGCUGGUGACUUUAAACCUCCAAACCUGCUUGCAAAUCACGGACGACGGGCUGAUCACCAUCUGCAGGGGCUGCCACAAGCUGCAGUCCCUGUGUGCCUCCGGCUGCUCCAACAUCACCGACGCCAUCCUCAACGCCCUGGGGCAGAACUGCCCUCGCCUCAGAAUAUUGGAGGUGGCGAGGUGUUCCCAGCUGACCGACGUGGGCUUCACCACCCUGGCCAGGAACUGCCAUGAGCUUGAAAAAAUGGACCUGGAAGAGUGUGUCCAGAUAACAGACAGCACCCUAAUCCAGCUUUCCAUACACUGUCCACGGCUCCAAGUCCUGAGUUUGUCCCACUGUGAGCUGAUCACGGACGACGGGAUCCGUCACCUCGGGAACGGCGCCUGCGCCCACGACCGGCUGGAGGUGAUCGAGCUGGACAACUGUCCCCUCAUCACCGACGCCUCCCUGGAGCACCUCAAGAGCUGCCACAGCCUGGAGAGGAUAGAGCUGUACGACUGCCAGCAGAUCACCCGGGCAGGGAUCAAGAGACUCAGGACCCACCUCCCCAACAUCAAGGUCCACGCCUACUUCGCCCCGGUGACCCCCCCGCCGUCGGUGGGCGGGAGCCGGCAGCGCUUCUGCAGAUGCUGCAUCAUCCUAUGACGCUGGAACGCUCGUCCCGGCCAACUGAGGCUGGAAUUGCGCCCGUGGCGUUCCGGGGGACACACCAGUAUCCUGGAGGGAGGCGAUCCCGGGGUCGUUUGCGAGGGCCAGUGAGCG
Molecule: messenger RNA, 1436 nt
Organism: Manacus vitellinus (golden-collared manakin)
Lineage: Eukaryota; Metazoa; Chordata; Aves; Passeriformes; Pipridae
Gene: FBXL20
Product: F-box and leucine rich repeat protein 20
Exons: 15
Coding region: 51-1319 (422 amino acids)
Molecular function (GO): protein binding
Source: RefSeq, a predicted model, not a curated record